Molecule: messenger RNA, 5856 nt
Organism: Oldenlandia corymbosa var. corymbosa
Lineage: Eukaryota; Viridiplantae; Streptophyta; Magnoliopsida; Gentianales; Rubiaceae
Source: the annotation of a GenBank genome assembly
UUUAAACUUUAAAACCAUUGAUAAUUGGUUGAAUUUCAACUGCUCAACCACUGUUAGUUACCUUCCACUUUGUCAGGUUUUCUUCUUCUUCCUAAUUUACUUAUUUAUUUUUUUAAAAGUUUUGAACUGCUAUCAAGUUUACUCAAAUGGUGCAUUCAUGGGUUUGUUGCUUGAUAUGGGGCUAAAUAUUUCUGGCAAAAAAAAAAAGGUUAAAUGCUAGCAUUAAAAGGAAUCUCAAGCGUCUAUUAUGGCAGUCUCCUUAAAAAGUUAAUGUAAAGGAAGACGCCAUUUGUAAAUUAUUAUACUAUUAAUUAAUAAUAAUUCAUACAAAUUCAACACACAGAGAAGGUUUUGGCAUUAUUGAGAGUUGAGAGUGUUUGACAUUAAAAAGCAAAGAUCAAAAAUAUUAAUACCAAAAAAGAAGGAAAAAAAAAAAGAAGAAGAAGAAGAAGAAAAGAAUGAAAACAUGUUGUUGGGGGAAGAGAUCCAUCAUCCACUCUCCACAAGUCUGCUGCCUUUCACCCUUUUUCCAUUCUUUUCAUGAAAAAAAAAAUGGGAAGAUCAUCACUCUACUACUGUUGAAAAACCCUUUUUCUCAAGCCUGCAAUCACCACCAUCUUCUUCUUCCUCAAUAUUCUUCUUUCCCUUUCAUGGUGGUGACUGCAGGCCGUCUGUAAAUUGAUGAUUUUGUGAUUAAAGUAAGCCCUUUUUUAAAAAAUUUAAUAAAUCUUAAUUUGAUUUUUAAUUCUUCUUUUUUGGUGUAUGCCCUGAAAUUAGGGAAGUUUUAGUUAGUUGGAUUCAUGUCAUGUCUACUUCAACAGAGAUUGAAGAUGGUCAAUCAGAGGUUGAGCCAAACAAAUCUAGAUUUGUAAAUCUCAUCCGCCAAUAUUCUCAACAAGUUUCCAAUACUAUGCGUGGCCUCAAGCUUAAAGACCGUUGUAAGAUCACCCAAGUUCACGCCUUUAAUCCAUCUGAACCCUCCACUAGUAGCACCGCCACUUCCACCACCGCCGGCGCCACCACCACCACCACCACGGCGGCGUCCUCCAAGCAGCCCCACCACAAUAAUCUGGGCUACCCCACAAUCAGCUCUGUUCUGUCCAACUCUGCCGAUUCCUUCUCCUUGACCACGGCUGAUGCGCUUCUCCCUUUUGGGUUGCCCUCCACUGAUUCCCUUGAGCCCUCCAUUGACCCUUUUCUGAAAUCUACCGACUUUAUUGAAUCCUUGGCGGGUCUUUAUCAGAAAAUCGAGAAGUGUUCAGAUGCUGAUAAAUCCCUGGUUUAUCUUGAACACUAUUGUUUGUUGUGUAGUCUUGGAGAUCCGAAAUUGCUCCGGAGAUGUCUUCAAUCUGCCCGCCAACACGCCGUUGAUGUUCACUCUAAGGUGGUUUUAUCAGCUUGGUUGAGGUAUGAGAGGAGGGAGGAUGAAUUGGUUGGUACUUCAGCUCUGGAUUGCAUCGGGAGAGUUCUCGAAUGCCCGAAGGCGACCUUGGCUUAUGGGUAUUUCCCCAGUUCAGUUUUUGAUCAUUGCCAGUGCUCUCGGACGAGUAAUGAGUCUUCUGACAUCUCACCCGAUGAGGAGGAUUUCGACUGCGAGAAUGAAGAUGCGGAUGUUUGCUUUUGUAUUGGGCAUGAGGAGGUUUACUGCCCCCGAGGUAAAAUUGCUGCUCUUUCUAGCCCUUUAAGAGCUAUGCUUUUUGGUAGUUUUGUGGAAUCAGGAAGGGAGAGAAUAGAUUUUUCACAUGUUGGGAUAUCUGCGGAUGGAUUGCGAGCUGUUAAAUUCUAUAGUCUGUAUGGGAGAUUAGGCUCAUCUUCCCCAGAUGUAGUUUUGGAGUUGCUUUCUUUCGCGAAUAGAUUUUGUUGCGAGGACCUGAAAUCUACUUGUGACAAUUAUUUAGCAUCGCUGGUUUCUGAUAUAGACGAGGCUCUGGUUAUCGUUGAUUAUGCUUUGGAGGAGAGAGCAUAUACUCUUGUGGCAUCUUGCUUGCAGGUUCUAUUGAGAGAGCUUCCAGGUUGUUUAUACAAUUCAAAAGUUAUGAAUGUAUUCUGCAGUUCUGAGGGUAAGGAAAGGUUGGCUUUGGUUGGGCAUGCUUCUUUCCUAUUGUAUUAUUUUCUUAGUGAGGUUGCUGUCGAAGAUAAUAUGACAUCAAAGGUUAGUGUGAUGUUACUUGAACGUUUGAGGGAAUGUGCGACUGAGAGGUGGCAAAAGUCCCUUGCAUUGCACCGAUUAGGUUGUGUGUUGCUUGCCAGGAAAGAGUAUAAGGAAGCUCAAUGCUGCUUCGAGGCAGCAGCUGAAGCGGGGAAUGUGUAUUCGAUGGCAGGUGUUGCACGCUCGAAAUUCAAGCAAGGGCAGAGGUUUAUGGCAUAUGAGCUUAUUAAUUCCCUAAUCACAACACAUAAACCUGCAGGAUGGAUGUACCAAGAGAGGUCUUUGUACAAUUUGGGUAAUAAUAAAAAGAUUUCAGAUUUGGACGAUGCUACUAAACUGGAUCCUACCCUUUCAUUCCCAUACAAGUAUCGAGCAGUUGCAAAGUUAGAAGAAGAUGACAUUGAGGCUGCCAUUUUGGAAAUAAACAGAGUUGCAGGGUUUAAAGUUUCUCCGGACUGCCUUGAACUGCGUGCUUGGUUCCUUAUUGCCCUUGAAGAUUAUGAAGCAGCUAUGCGAGACAUUCGAGCAUUGCUUACUUUAGAGCCAAAUUAUUUGAUGUUUGAUGGAAAAAUGAGGGGUGACGAUUUGGUUGAGCUCCUCAAUCAACAUGUCCAACGGUGGAGUCCAGCUGAUUGCUGGAUGCAUCUAUAUGAUAGAUGGUCUUCUGUCGACGACAUUGGCUCAUUGGCUGUGAUACAUCAAAUGCUGAUAAAUGACCCUGGGAAGAGUGUUCUUCGGUUUCGGCAAUCUCUACUUCUUUUAAGGCUUAAUUGCCAAAAAGCUGCCAUGCGGAGUCUGAGGUUGGCUCGAAAUCAUUCUGUCACUAAGCACGAAAGGCUAGUUUAUGAAGGAUGGAUUCUGUAUGAUACCGGUCACCGCGAUGAAGCGCUGUCUAAAGCCGAAGAAUCUAUUUCUAUUCAGAGGUCAUUUGAAGCAUUUUUCCUCAAAGCCUAUGCAUUGGCAGAUGCCAAUCUGGAACCUGAAGCCGCAGCCUAUGUUGUGCAACUCUUAGAAGAGGCACUUCGAUGUCCCUCUGAUGGUCUCCGGAAAGGACAGGCAUUGAAUAACCUUGGAAGUAUCUAUGUCGAUUGUGGCAAGUUGGACCUUGCAGCAGACUGUUAUGUAAGCGCCCUUAAAAUUAAGCAUACAAGGGCUCACCAAGGGCUGGCAAGGGUUUAUCAUCUUAAGAAUGAUAAAAAGGCUGCUUAUGAUGAAAUGACAAAGCUGAUCGACAAGGCACAAAACAAGGCAUCGGCAUACGAAAAACGAUCAGAAUAUUGUGACCGGGACAUGGCGAAUAAUGAUCUCAGUAUGGCAUCACAAUUAGAUCCUCUCAGAACUUAUCCUUACAGAUACAGAGCAGCAGUUCUUAUGGAUGAUCAAAGAGAGAAUGAAGCUGUGGAAGAGCUAACAAAAGCCAUAGCCUUCAAGCCAGACCUGCAGAUGCUAAAUCUUCGUGCUGCUUUCCAUGAGUCCAUGGGUGACUUAAAUUCUGCCCUCCGUGAUUGUCAGGCAGCCCUCUGUUUGGAUCAAAAUCACAAGGACACCCUUGAAUUGUACAACAAAACAAAAACCCAAGGUGUUGAUCCACGUGCUUAAUGAGUCCAGUCACUCAUGUACAAAUUGCAAGUUUUGGCAGCCUCUUUCAGCUUUGUGGAAAAGAAGGAUUUUUUUCUGCUUGGGCUGUCCACUUCGCCACUCCGAAUUUAGUCUCCUGAGAAUUUGAGAUGUCACUGGCCGUGGCACAUGGAGAAUGUUGAUAGAAGAGGACUUAGGAGUUGUACAUACAUCAACAGUUCCUGGUGAAAGCGAGAGUGAAACAGGAGUUAUGAUCAAUCCAGAAAGAUAAACGUCCCCACAGUGAACAGCCAAACAUUACACCAUAGAGAAAUUUCAGGGUAAUUCAUGUGUUACCUCUUUUAUUGCUCACCUGUCGAAUAUGCUACAAACUUAAAAAACUUUCUGAUUUUUGAAAUGAAAGUGAUCUUCUUUGGUGUCAUGCACAAAAUGAGAAUUGUCAUAUCAAUUUUCAGGAAAAAAAAAAAAAAGGUUAGGAAGAAAGUGAUUUUCUGUCAGUGGCCGUUACGGUUGACCAUUUGUCCAUACUCCAUCUGAAUCCAUCUUUGUCUCAAUUUACGAAAAUAUAGAUAAUAUUGAAUUCUAUUUGCUGAUGCAGUAAGUGACCAAUUUAAUGAUGUUAUGUUGCUCCUCUAUGGUGGAGUACUUGCGUCAAUACGUGAGGUUGUUAUUGUGGUUUGGUUGAGGGACGGGGAGAUUGUUUUUUUUGGGGGGUGGGUGGGGGGUGUGUUUAAUGAGUAUCUAGGUACUCUUUCUAUCCUAAAAUGAUACAAGAAUCAUUUAGAGUGGAGGGAGCGAAGAGAGAAAAACGACUACAUAUGAUUUAAACUUGUGAAAUUUCUUUUCAUUAUAUACACAUUCAAGGCAAAUGUACAUAUCAUAUCUUCACCGAAAUAUAACCCAAACGUAAAAGAAUUAAAAAUCAAAAGAAGAAUGAAGCAUCAUUUGGUUGACCGACAAAUUGGGAGCUAAAAAAGAAUACAGCAAUAAGGCAUUAGAAGACUUGUCGGACUGGGAGCCUUGAAACCUCUUAUAAUUUAUGCUGUUGACAUGAUUUCUACUUCAGCCCACCAAAGAGGUGAUGUUUUGGGUGUAGCUCCAUCAGGUUCAAUAGUAGUUAUUUCUUUCAAUCUGGCUACUACUUCUUUCAUACUUGGGCGCUCUUCUGAAUCAGGAUGUAGACAAUCUUGUACGAGUUUGAAUAGUUUCUCAACCUCUUCAUUCCGGAAAGAAUGGAACGUUGGAUCCACUAUAUCUCUAAAGGGCCUCCCUUUCCUGGAGUAAUCCCGUGCCCAGUCCGCUAGAGAACCAUCAUCAGCUGACAUUGGAAGCCUACCUGUGAGCAUUUCGAGCAUGAUUACCCCGAAGUUGAAGACGUUGCUAGCCGGAUCAUCAGCUGAUGGAGUUUCCAAGAGCUUCAUAGUUUCUGAUCCCAUCUUUGCUGCGAUUACUUCAUUCCAGAUGCAGAAAUCGGACAUCUUUGCCGCGUAGUCUUCUGUAAGAUAUAUUGACGAUGAUUGCAGGUUCCAGUGGGCAAUAGGUGGGUUGAGCUGGUGCAUGUACUCAAGGCAGUAUGCUAUACCCAUUGCUAUCCGCAACCUUGCGCUCCAGUCCAGGGGCUCAGAUUCUUUAACUGCAGAGGAUCAGCAAAAGAAUGUGGACUGAAUCACUAAAGUUUUGCCAUUUAUAAUGAGAUUAUUCAGCUUCCCGGGUAUAUAACUUACUAUGCAAGUGUUCAAACAGCGUUCCGUUUGGAGCAUACUCAAAAACCAUCAUUCGGGUAAAAGGCAUCUCGUCUUCACAAUAGCCGAUGAGGUUCACAAAGUUCUUGUGAUUGAUCCUUGUCAAUGUGUCUAUCUGGAAGAACAGAAGAAAUGAAGAUAAUUAAUGGCAGUCUGAUUGGCCACUUGAUACAACUCAAGAAAAUAAUUUUAUCUUGCCUUGUGUCUGAACUGGAUUUCCAAGUUUUUCGACCAGUCUUUAGCGGACUUUACUGCAGUAGAUGUCACUGCAAUUUCAACACCACUUGAAAGGGUCCCUUUGUAAACAGUGCCAUCUGAGAGAGCCCCAAUUAUAUUGCUGAAAUCUUCGCAAGCUACUUCAAGUUCUGAGCGCUGGAGCUUUGGCAC